Messenger RNA from Volvox carteri f. nagariensis, 2499 nucleotides. RefSeq lists its product as uncharacterized. The transcript is spliced from 11 exons. NCBI's taxonomy places the organism in Eukaryota, Viridiplantae, Chlorophyta, Chlorophyceae, Chlamydomonadales, Volvocaceae. The coding region runs from base 1 to 2499 and encodes 832 amino acids. The record is from RefSeq and is a predicted model, not a curated record.
AUGAUCAGCUUUCUGCGCGGUCACGAGGUUCAGGAGGCGGCGGCUAUGGCACUAACGACCCUCUGCCGUGCCAACCGAGUGAUCUCCGACACGGUGCUGGCGGCGACACACCCCCAGCAGGCCGCCCCUGUGCCCCACGCCUUUAGGCUGCUCGCCCACCAAAACGCGCGCCUGGCCCUUGCCGCUGCCGAGCUGCUCCAUGCCCUCGCGGCAUCGGCUCCCUCAGAGGUGCUCGAACAGCUGCUACAGCCUAGCAACAUCGGCCUCUCCGGCCUCGUCGCGUCAAUGCGGUUUUGGAGCCUUCAAUCCUGCUCCGCGGGAGCGCCAGCCGGCUGUGUCAAGCUGCUGCAGGUGCUUCUGCUGAUGCUCCACAGUUUAGUGGUCCCAGCAGACGGCUGCUCCAAGAUGCCUGCGGGCUUAGCCAAGGCAUUGCUCAAGGUGCAGGUGAUGGUGUUGCUGCUGGAGUUUGUUCAGGCGCACAGGGGACGGGGGGCCCCGGCCAUAAGGGCGGACGCUGGUGGGGGCAGCGCCGUCAGCGGGCACGCCGCUGUGGUGAAGGAGGCCUUGGGUCUGUUGACGACCAUUCUGUCACAAGGUCCGACCAUCCGACGCAAGUUCAAGGAAGCUGAGGGCGUUCAGCGGGUGCUGGCAGUGCUUCGAGAGUUCGGUCUUCCCUGGUCUGUGAAACUGCAGGCGGUGGCAGCGCUGGCGGCCGCAGCCCCCGCUCCCCAUGUUGCUGACCAGAUUGGGGAGCACGGCCUGGACUUGGUGGCCGGUCUCCUGCAACACGUCGUGUCGAGUGGUUUGCAAGAGCCCGGAGCGGAACAGUUGCUGGAUUUGAUGAAAGUCGUGAUGGUGGGUGCAAGGACAACUGGAAGCUGGCUGACGGACCACCAGGCGAUCCCGGCCUUUCAGGCGGUGCUAGGGGCCCUCGGCUGGGUCGCGAGCACGGAGGCGGUGCUAAGUCGCCAGGAGGCGGCGAUGUCAGCAGUACAAGUGCUCUUUCAACUCUCCUGCCACUGGCCUGCUGAAAUUGCUGCCAUUCCCCCCGGGCAAGAGGCGAGCGUUACCACGCUGCUCUUCCACUUCAUCGCCCCGGCAGCGGCUUUGCACAUCACGGACAUCGCUAACUCGGCCCCCGACGCCCGUCUGAUGCACAUUGCCUUGUGCGCGCUUGGAGUGAUGGGCAAGAACACGGUGCUAAACAGAUGGACUUGGAGCUUCGACCAGGUGUCCCAGAUGAUUAAUUUGCUCAGAAUUUCGGCCCCAGCUGUGCUGAAGGCUGUGUGCGUGCCGAAUAAGACAAAGGAGGAGGAGGCGCAUACGGAGACCGCGAAAGCGGCGGCAGACGAGGAUGCUAACGACAAGGACGAGGACGACGAGGGCAGUAUGCAGCUCCCGCAGUUAGCAGGUCAUGCUUACCUGGCCGACGAGCGUGUAGCGGCUGAUUUUCGGGCCGCGAUGCCCGCGGUGCUCCAGCUUAUUGCCAAGAUGAUUAGCUAUUCGGUGCCGGAGUGCCGAAACCAUUUGUUGCAGCUGGGAAUGGUCAAUGCUGUCAAAAGGUUCACUAAUUGGGUUGAGGUAAAGAGCCACGUUGAGUCGGUGUUGCUGCUUCUGGGGCAGCGGUUUGGUCCAUACAGGCCCUGUACGGACUACACCGCUGAGGAGCUGAGGGAGCUCCUGGCCAGUCAGGGGGUGGCGUCGGAGUCCCUCGUGGCGCAAGGAGGCUUUGACUCGCACAUGCUCCUGGUCCUCGGGACAGAGAGCUCCAAGAGGAACUUUCCAGAAAUGCUCGAGCUGAUCGAGUGCAAGCUGAAGGGGCUCAAUACGAGCCACGCCGAGAAGGUCAAGCUCAUCCGGACUUGCGACGCGUACAAAUUGUUUGGGGAGAUCGACCUGAUGGAUCGAAAGCUCGAUGGCUGCAUCACCGGGGAGGACCUGAAGAAGUACCUGGGGUGCAAGGGAAUCUCUGCUCCUGAAGCGCAGCAGGACCUGCUGCAGCUGAUCUUUCCAGAGCAACAGGUCCAACCCAACCAGCCCGUGAACUUCAUGCACUUUGUCAGGGUGUAUCCGACUCUGCACAGCAAACUCAUCACGUACGGCGUUUCCACCAAGGCAAAUAACUUUGAGCAACCUGCGCCUUCACCGACUUGCGGUACUGGUGCCGCUCCACCGUCCGCCGGCGCGGAUUCAGCCGCCGCCGCCGCCGCCGUCGGCGGUGCCAAUGCGGGGCCUGCCGCUGACGAGCCGUCCAUACCGCACUGGCCACCCAAGCGGGCCCGGGACAUCCACACCCCGGCGAUGCCGGCGGCCAAGCACGGCAGCCCUAUCGGCAUGAUGACCCAACUGGCCGUUAGAGGCGGCCCUCAUCUGGGAGCAAUCCACAACUCUCAAGACGCGUGUGACGCGACGGGUAUUUUCUAUUUGGGUCAGGUUAUGUUAAUGAAAUGUGCCCUAAGGGGCUUCGGGCCAAGACCUCACCGAGACGUGGCUUUUUGA